AAGACAAACAGGGGUAAAACGGCAAUGUCUGUCCAGCAAAGUAGAAAAACACAAGGGAGACUAGGCACCCAUAUCGAACAAGAGCUGUUUCUCCAACAACCUCAGUUCGAAGCGAACUUGAGUUGUUAGUUUGCACGUUGCCUCUCUCUUUUCUGUAAAUAUUCUGGUAUGUCCAGGAUACAAUGUCAUAAUCUAUUACACGUGAUUUUUUGGAUGGUGUUAUCUUUAUGGCAUGCUCCUCAAGAAAAGCUAUAGCAGUUUGCUCGAUCUUCAGAAAAAGCUACUCUUCCGUUGUUGCUGUGGCUUCAAAUGCCAUCAGAUUGACCUGUAAUAGCACGUAUGGGUCCCACGAUUUGGUAACGCUGUCCUCCAUUUCAUAUCAAAACUUUAAACCACAAAGUGAGCUGUUUUCUCGACAGUUCUGUUCCAGUAGAGAGCCAGAGACAUUAUCUUGGGGAGUGUCAUCUAACAUUGUUUUGCUGGGAAAGCUUGAAAAUGCGUUGAAGAAUCACAACUUGGAGGAGGCUUGGGUAACCUACAAGGAUUUCAAACGUCUUUAUGGUUUUCCCGACCCCUCUCUUGUAGAUAAGCUUCUAACUGAGUUGGCGUACUCAUCUGAUUCUAGCUGGCUUAAAAAGGCAUGCAAUAUGCUAGAAUCUGUUUUGAAAGAAAAAAGGGAGUUAAUACGCACAGAGUUAAUGACCAAGCUCUGCCUAUCGUUGGCUAGAGCUCAAAUGCCCGUUCGAGCAUCAUUAGUUCUCAGACUGAUGUUGCAGAAAGGAAUUCUCCCACCAAUUGAUAUGCUAGGGGUGAUAAUAUUUCACAUGGUGAAGACUGAUACUGGAAUGAUUCUGUCGUCAAACAUUUUGAUUGAGAUAUACGGUAGUUCUCGACAAUUAACCACAAAGAAAUCCACUUGCACUGAGUUAAAUAAACACGAUACACUUCUUUUUAAUCUUGUUCUUGAUGCUUGUGCAAGAUUUGGAUCAUCCAGUAAAGGCCAUCAGAUUAUUGAGUUAAUGGCCCAAGUUGGAGUGGGAGCUGAUGCUCAUACUAUUUCAAUUAUUUCCUUGAUCCAUGAGAUGAAUGGUAUGCGAGAUGAAUUAAAGAAAUUUAAGAAGCAUAUAGAUCAGGUUUCAGCUUCAUUGGUCCCCCGCUAUCAGCAAUUCUAUGAAAGUCUCCUGAGUUUGCAUUUCAAGUUUAAUGAUAUCGAUGCUGCUUCUGAACUUAUACAGGAUAUCUAUAGAUCUCAAGUGUCGCAUCAUGAAAACGGAGAUGAGACACAACCACCUAAACCGUGUCUUGUUGCUAUCGGCUCUGAUAAUUUGAGGAUGGGAUUGAAAUUACGAAUUUUUCCGCAUUCAUUAUCAAGAGAGUCUGUUUUCAUUGUGGGACGUAGUCAGGUGCUUGUUAUGUAUAAGAAUGGGAAACUUGUCCUUAGCAAUAGAGCGUUGGCCAGUCUUAUUAUACAGUACAAGAGGGGUGGGAGAAUUAAUGAGCUGUCAAAGCUUCUCUGUAGCAUCCAGAAGAAGGGCUCAGUUGAAUCUACCAGAAUGUGCUCUGAUGUGGUUGCUGCUUGCAUUUGCAUGGGUUGGCUUGAAACUGCUCAUGAUAUUUUGGAUGAUUUGGAUUCUGAAGGAAGGCCACUGGACACUAGUUCAUAUAUGUCUCUCUUGACUGCAUAUUGCAACACAAAUAAGCUAAGGGAGGCAGAGGCACUACUAAAGCAGUUAAGAAAAUCAGGUGUGGUCAUAAAUGCAUCUGAUCCAUUGUCAGCUCCUGCUGAAAAUGAAAGCAAGAAUAAGCUGAAACAAUUAGGCUCUAUGGAGAAAGUGGAGUUGGCUUACCAUAUUGUUGAAGAAAUGAGGGCAGAAGAAAACAAGGUUUCUUUUAUGAUGCACGAUUUAAAUUCUUCUAUCUACUUCUUUAUGAAGGCUCACAUGGUUGAAGAUGCCGAAAGGGCUUAUCGAAAAAUGCAGGUAAUGAAGAUCCAUCCUACAGUGUCAACUUUCAUGAAUCUGCUUAAUGGGUAUUCUUCUUUAGGGAUGUAUCGUGAAAUUACAAUCUUGUGGGGAGAUAUUAAAAGGAACAUGGAAAGUCGUAAGAACUUGAAUACCAGGGAUUUAUACGAGUUCUUGCUAUUGAAUUUUCUUCGAGGUGGUUAUUUUCAAAGGGUGAUGGAGGUCAUUGGUUUGAUGAAGGAGAAUGGCAUGUAUUUGGACAAGUGGAUGUAUAGGCGUGAGUUCUUGAAGCAUCACAAGGGUCUCUACCUAAGGAUAAAAGUAUCUGAUGCUAAAAAUGACGUACAAAUUCAGAGGAUUGAGAAUGUGAAGCACUUUAGGAAGUGGGUUGGCCUGGAUUAAAUUUUUUUAGGUAUCAUAGAAUAUUCUUCAUGCACGUUGGGGAAAAAAGUCAAGAAAAUAUUGACCCAUCCUUUGCCAUAUCUGAGAAGUGUAGUACAUCUGGGCUGGUUCUUUCAUUGUAAAUUAUGUAUCUCACGCAAAGACAAAAUGUAUCUUUCUCUUCAGUUGUUUAAUUGGCUAUUGUAUCUAAUAGAUAAAAUUUAAAGGAUCAGGAAACUGUGUUUUGAUUGGUUCUCCGGAUGCGAUUUCUGCUCCUUGUCAAUCUUGAGUAGCACUUUGAGUCAGAAUUGAUACUGCAACAUGCGUGGAAAUUGAAAAUUACUCAUAGAAGUGUAUUCCAAGCCUGUAGCAACCUGUCAUGGAGCUGAAAAAAAUUGCAAAGGAGAUAUCAGAACCACUAGGUAUUUGGCAGAAUAACCUGCCUCUAUCUGUACGCUCUCAUCGCUAUGUUGAGGUAUUUGUAUGGUUGUAGUUGAUAUUCAGUUGUCCUAGUUCUUAUCUGCAAAGAAGGUUUUCGGAUAACAGUUGCUGUUUUUGGUUUUGAUGUCCAUGACCCAUCUUUGGGAUCAUAAUUACAAAGAAAAGAUCGAAGAGCAGUCGGUGGGAAUACAUCUUCAUUUAUAGUGAUGGAAGAAGGGCUCUCGAUGCACUUGGGAACUUAACUGAUAGGGUCAUUCUAGGUUUUAGUAAACUUCACUUAACAACCUCUAAUUCUGUUGGAUUAGAAUGGAAAUGGCGGUUGGGAUCUCUUAUAUAUCAAAUUUUCUUGGUGGAGAUCUUUGAUUUCACUAAUUGGAUGAUAUAUACUUUCUGGUUGAACUAUGUCUACACGUAUUCCAUGGUGAUUAUUUGAAGUCUUUGGCUAAUGCGUUUGUUCUUUUAUCUUUGUUCUGUAUUCCAGGCUAAGGACGACAUCCUCAUGCACCUAUUUCACUUGUUUGGCGUAGUCGGCGACUCCCUAUUCAGUGCUAUGCGUGGUUCCUUGGUAACAUCUAGUUUGAUCAGGGAAACCACUUACCCAUUCUCUCUUUUUCCCAUCGCUUUCAACUUACAGACAAAAGACUGAAAAGAGAAAGCCUCCCACAUUCCUCCUGUGUCACGAGACUCACGAUCAAGUCACUGUGAGUAUCAAUGGCAACUGAUCUUGUAAUAGCUUAUUUCAUGUUGAGAUCUCUCUCUGCCUUAGGCUUCAACUUUGAUUUGUCCCUGCGGAGUAUCUACAAAAAAUUUGGUAAUAAGUAUUCUGAACCAGUUCUGCUCUCAUCCUGAUGGACAAACAGAUCUCCUUGUCCUCACCUGCAAAAUGCUACAGUUUCUUGUAUGAGAUUUCCUGCUUCCAGAAUGCUACAGUUUCUUUUGUGAGAAAAUUGCCUGUUUCCAGAACAGAGAUGUUUUACUCUUUAUUUAGGCAAAGUUAAUGUUGUCUCUUCCUGUUGAUCAGCUUGCUGAAUAGAUACAUGAAAACUUCCAUUUGUUCUUUUU
This is a messenger RNA of Lycium barbarum (goji berry), 3845 nucleotides long. Its product is annotated as pentatricopeptide repeat-containing protein At4g17616. The transcript is spliced from 3 exons. Gene Ontology annotation, molecular function: protein binding. Lineage: Eukaryota; Viridiplantae; Streptophyta; Magnoliopsida; Solanales; Solanaceae. The record is from RefSeq and is a predicted model, not a curated record. Bases 228 to 2363 code for a protein of 711 amino acids.